GAUCCUGGCUGGAUCCCAAACAGAGCCCACUUGGAUCCAUGGCAGAUCCCAGACAGAUCCCAAACAGAACCCACGUGGAUCCAUAGCAGAUCCCAGACAGAUCCCAAACAGAACCCACAUGGAUCCAUGGCAGAUCCCAAACAGAACCCACGUGGAUCCAUAGCAGAUCCCAGACAGAUCCCAAACAGAACCCACGUGGAUCCAUGGCAGAUCCCAAACAGAACCCACGUGGAUCCAUGGCAGAUCCCAAACAGAACCCACGUGGAUCCAUGGCAGAUCCCAAACAGAACCCACAGGGAUCCCAGGCAGACUUUGGGAUUCAGAGGCUUUUUCCCCCUUUUCCAACAGCUUUUCCUGGAUGACACCAAAGUGAAGAACUUCAUCACCUGCUUCAAAGACGUGGCAUUCCUGAGCUUCUUCUUCAAGCAGCUGGAGCAGAACCGGAGCGGGCGCUACGAGGCGGAAUUCCCGUUCCUAUCCCGCUGCGGCCGGGAGCGGAAUUUCCUCCGCUGUGAGGAUCAGCCCGUUGUCUUCACCCACCUCCUACCGGGAGAUCCCGGGCUCCUCUCCUACUGCGGCGGGGGGGAGCGCUUGGCGGUGCCAUUCCAACCGGGAAAGCUGACGGUGUUGCCGGAAAACGGGCGGCUCUACCAUCCGGCGCCGGCCAAAUCCGGCGGCGUGGGGCUGGUGCGCUCGGCGCUGGCUUGGGAAUGGAGCUCCUGCUUCCAGUACGAGCACGGGAUGGAGCAGCCACCAACGCACUUCCUAUGGGAAAGCCGGAGCUACCGGCUCACCGGGGAGCUGCUCCCGUUGCUCCGUGCGGGAAGCGCCAGGGAACGCGCGGAUGUUCCCGGCUCCACGCGCCAGGGUUGAGCCGCGAUUCCCGGUGUCCCCAUCAGAGC
Pezoporus occidentalis (night parrot) is the source of this 902-nucleotide messenger RNA. RefSeq names its product chromosome unknown C8orf82 homolog (gene CUNH8orf82). The coding region runs from base 127 to 873 and encodes 248 amino acids. Lineage: Eukaryota; Metazoa; Chordata; Aves; Psittaciformes; Psittacidae. The transcript is spliced from 3 exons. The record is from RefSeq and is a predicted model, not a curated record.